AUGGUUUGGGCGGCUUCUCCCUCCGGAUCGUUCACGACCAAAUCUGCUUGGGACCUGAUUCGCCAGAAACGCAUCCCGACUCUGAUGGAUGACCUGCUUUGGAGCAAUAUUGUGCCACUCAAGAUGUCCUUCCUGGCGUGGAAGGUGGUGCGAAACUUGAUUCCGGUGGAGACGAAUCUGAAGAAAAGAGGAAUGCCAAUGGCGUCAAGAUGUUCAUGUUGCCUCUCACACGAAGAAACCUUAGGUCACCUUUUUGUCACGGGUCCGGUAGCGAUGGAGGUCUGGGACGUCUUCCAAAGGAGGUUUGGUAUUCUGGAGCCUCAACCAUCUUCAGUGUCAGGGGUGGUUUCAUUGUGGUUUGGAUCGAGUCCCGUGAUAUCGCGGGGACACAUUAGGACGAUCGUUCCCAUUCUAAUCUUUUGGUUCAUAUGGAAGUCCAGGAACAGAGCGCGGUUUGAUGGCGUAUGUUUUGAAACUCGCGGGGUAGUUUCCUCGAUUGCUAGUUUCGUGGAACAGCUGGGAAUGGCGAACAAGCUCUCGAAGCGCCUUUUUAGGGGCGAUCAUGAGGAUCCAUGGGCACGGCUGGGGGUCUGCUUGCCACGUCACAUUGAGGUGACUGUGGUCUCCUGGAAACGGCCGCCGCAGUUUUGCGUCAAAUUGAACAUUGAUGGCAGUGUCACCCAAAAUCGGGCUUAUGGGGGUGGGUUGCUCCGAGACUCUGAUGGCCGCCUACUUUUUGCUUUUCACAAGGAAUUUGGAGACACAGAUGUGUUGGGGGCGGAAAGCUUGGCGUUGUUGCAUGGCCUUCGGUUGUGCACAGGGUUGGUAACGGGAUCUUUACUGGUGGAGGUGGAUUCUGAGAGUCUGGUUCACCUAUUGCAGGCAGGGGGUGUGUCGAAGUGGCCGUUGUGCAACACAUUAAGGAACAUAAGUGGUCUCCUUGUUUCAUUGUCGGCGUCUAUUUCGCAUGUGGUAAGAGAGGCAAACACUGCGGCAGACAAUCUAGCGGGCCUACGCCUUGCGUCGGAGCUUUAUUGCACUUCACAUACUCAACUUCCGGGACAGAUAAGGGCAUCGAUAGGCUUAGAUAGUAGAGAAUUCCCAUUUCCACGUUGCCGGAGUGUAAGGGGCUAG
Molecule: messenger RNA, 1134 nt
Organism: Coffea eugenioides
Lineage: Eukaryota; Viridiplantae; Streptophyta; Magnoliopsida; Gentianales; Rubiaceae
Exons: 1
Coding region: 1-1134 (377 amino acids)
Molecular function (GO): nucleic acid binding; RNA-DNA hybrid ribonuclease activity
Source: RefSeq, a predicted model, not a curated record